Fusarium tjaetaba is the source of this 1056-nucleotide messenger RNA. RefSeq lists its product as uncharacterized. The coding region runs from base 1 to 1056 and encodes 351 amino acids. The transcript has a single exon. The record is from RefSeq and is a predicted model, not a curated record. Lineage: Eukaryota; Fungi; Ascomycota; Sordariomycetes; Hypocreales; Nectriaceae.
AUGGAUUUUGAUGAACUGGUGGAUAGUAGGGCGGAGCUAGAAACUGCAAUUCGGGAGAUUCAGGGAAAGGUUACAGGUCUUUGGCGCAUCAACCACGAGCAAGAGCAGAAGAUCAAGGACUUGGAGAAGCAAAAUGAAGAUCAGAAUGUCAAAUAUGAAGCCACGAAACACAAGCUCAAACGAACCGAAGUCACUAUUCGAGCUCUCGAGUCAAAAGUAAAACUCCAAAAAGCCAAUAUUGAAGGCUUGAAAGAAAAGUCUCAACAGCAACAGGACGAGAUCACGGCGCUGAAGACCCAGGAAAAGAGCGAAAAGCUAAAAUAUACCGUUCAUAUCUCAGACCUGGAGAAGCAGAAUUCGAUCCAAGCGGCGAAGAUCGCCGAGGUACAGAAGGCGAAGACUUGCGACGUCACAGGCGUCAAAGCCAACUUUUCCUUCCUCCAGUCCAAGCUUACGCGGGCAGAGUCAGAGUACAAAGAUAAGAUGGAACAGCUGAGCGCCAAGCAUCUGAAGCAGAGACUGAAAAUGAGAGAUUACAUCAAGGAGUUGCAAAGCCAGAAGGAUGAUCAAGUAGCUGAGAUUGAAACUCUAAAGGAUUUUCUUAAGGACAAGGAGGUUCUCAUUUCUCAGCUACUACACGCCUCACAAACCAAAGACUCAUCGCGGGAAGCACAGUCACACCGACUAGCCCUGCUAGAAGUCCAGGUCGAGACUCUAGAAGCUGACAAGCAACGUCAAGAAGCUAGAAGUCAAGAGCUUGAAGCGAAGUACAGUGUCGAGGCAUUCCGACGCGAGAAGCUACAAAAGCAACUGAAGCUGAACCAAUACGAUGUUGACCAGGUACAUGAGAUUGCUCAGAGUCUGGAGUUCCAUUUCAAUAGCACUUAUGUCAGAUUCUCGGGGGACAACAAGCUGCAUACAAAAGCGGAAUUGGAAGAAGCGUAUAUGGAAUCGCAAAGACUGCAGGAUAAGCGGAGAGCUUUGGCCUUGGCGCGACGGAUGCGUAUGCAAGAGGUAGAAGAUCAAGAUGGAAAUGCGUACUCGGAGGAAGAGUGA